UCACCGUUCCAGUAUUAUUUAAUGAUCGUGAUAAAUUAUGUGAUUAUUUAGUACGUAUCAAUUCUUUAUCUCAGAUUAAACCACAAGAAACUGCUGAAAAAAUCGAGCAACUUCGGUUAGAUCAUAUUUCCAAUAAGUUCAAUCCAUCAUCUAAGGAUCCGACAGAUUUAAUACCAUUCAAACUGCAUAUACCACAAAAAGACAAAGACAAAAAAGGUGUUGGAGCCAUAAGACCGACUAGCUUACUACAUGGCACUAAAAGUCCAUUUAUAAUUGCUGCAUCUAUAUCAACUGAAGAAAGCGGGACCAAGAUUAAUAAUGACAAAUUCUUAAAAUUUUUCAAAGAAAAUAAGGAUUGGAGUCUCUCCAAAUAUAUAGAUCAUAUGGAAUCUCAAUUAAAUGAUGUAGAGAAGCCAAUAUGUUAA
Messenger RNA from Entrophospora candida, 425 nucleotides. NCBI's taxonomy places the organism in Eukaryota, Fungi, Glomeromycota, Glomeromycetes, Entrophosporales, Entrophosporaceae. The record is from the annotation of a GenBank genome assembly.